CCACCCCCAUCCUUUGUGCAGCGGGCGGAGCGCGGAGAGGGGGAGGGGAGGAAGCCGCCGGGCCUCUGGCUCCUUCCUCUUCCUCCGCGGGGAGGCAGGGCCGCCGGCCGGCCGGGCCGGGACACGGGCCAUGUUCGAGCAGCCCCUCUCCCCGGAGCAGCCCCAGCAGCUCUCCGUCCCUGCGGAAGCACCUACUGCUGCCCACCCGGACCUCCCCGGACCUCCCUGCAGAUCCCAUGGUGGAAAAGAUCACAGAGAGCACCCCAGAGCGGGGCCCCAUGUCCACCCCCCUCAACUACCCGCUAAGCGCUAGGAGUUUCAUGCGCAACAACAAGAAAGCACAAAGCUGGUACAGCAUGCUGAGCCCCACGUACAAACAGCGCAAUGAGGAUUUCCGCAGGAUCUUCAAGGGGCUGCCGGAGAGCGAGCGGCUGCUUGUGGAUUACUCCUGUGCGCUGCAGCGCGACAUCCUGCUCCAGGGGCGGCUCUACCUGUCUGAGAACUGGCUCUGCUUCUACAGCAACAUCUUCCGCUGGGAGACGGCAAUCUCUGUCCCACUGCGAGAGGUGAAAUGCCUGAAGAAGGAGAAGAUGGCCAAACUGAUUCCCAACGCCAUCCAGGUCUGCACUGCGGCCGACAAGCAUUUCUUCACCUCAUUUGGAGCCCGUGAUCGCUGCUUCAUGCUGAUCUUCCGCCUGUGGCAGAACGCGCUGCUGGAGAAGACACUGUCCCCGCAGGAGCUCUGGCAUAUAGUCCACCAGGGCUAUGGCGCUGAGCUCGGCCUCACCAGCGAGGACAACGACUACGUCUGUCCUGUCCCCACUGACGAGCUCAAUGGCCUGGGGCCAGCCAGAGAGCUCAGUGACAUCAUCGAGCUGAGAGACCUGGCCUUGCCCUGCACUGCUGACCUCAAGGUGGACCCCAGCCCCAGGCUGGCCAGGACAGCUGCCAGUCAGAGCUUCCACUCACUGGCCAGCAGCAGUGAUGGGGCCGCCUCGCUGGCAGAGGACCCCGAGGAGAAUGUGGACAGCCCGGCGGAUGCUGCCUCCAACUGCACAGCGACACUGGGGCUGGAGCCUCCGAAGGCUGCGGCACUCGGGGGGGCCCCGCUGCCUGCCCUGGGGGACCUGCUGCCCCAUGAGGAGCUCCCCACUGACACCAGCAACUCCUCCUCCUCCUCAUCCUCCUCCACACAGGAUGAAGCGGAGGUGGACGCCUUUUCGGACCUGCCUGGGCGGCUGCUGCUGAACUGCGUCUAUUGCCUGGGGGCUGAGCGGCUGCAGCAGAUGCUCUUCACCGACUCACUGUUCAUGCAGAGUUUCCUGGGCCAGCGCAAGUUCACAGACGUGACCCUGACCUCAUGGAGUGGCAAGAGUAAGUGCCGCCAGCGCCGCGUCCUCUCCUAUACCAUCCCCCUCAGCAACCCGCUGGGGCCCAAGGCAGCUGCUGUGGUGGAGACACAGACCCUGUUCCGUACCAGCCCCAAGAGCGGUGCCUACGUGGUGGACUCAGAGGUGAUCACUCAGGGCAUCCCCUACCAGGAUUACUUCUACACCACCCACCGCUACUGCAUCAGCACGCUGGCCACAGGCACGGCCCGCCUCAGAGUCUCCUCUGAGAUCCGGUACCGGAAGCAGCCCUGGAACCUAGUGAGAGCCCUGAUUGAAAAGAACACAUGGAGCGGCGUGGAGGAGUACUUCCAGCACCUGGGGCUGGCACUGGCACGGGCGGAGAAGACACUGCUGGAGGAGAGUGGCUGCGGGACAGAGCCACGGGGGCUGCUGGCUGGGCUGCGCCGCAGGAAGUGCACGCUGAGCUGGAGGGCCCCCCAUGCUGAGCCCACCCUGGCCACACUGCCCCCCAGCGAGAUGGGGCCCCGCCCACUGCACCCCUCCAGCAGCCUGGCAACCCGGCUCUCCCAGCAGCUGGUGGAGCGAAGCCGGGGCCCUACCGUGUCCACCCUCAUCCUCAUCGUCAGCCUGGUGAUCUGUGUGAGCCUGCUGGUCCUGGUGGUUCUCAACGUGAUGCUGUUGUACCGGCUGUGGGCGCUGGAGCACACAGCCCACGCUUUUCAGGCCUGGCAGGCCUCCGCACUGGCCCGAGGGAAGCUGCCCCAGACGGCAGGCGAGUGGGCCGAGGUCCUGGAGCUGCAGCGCCGUUUCCAUGGCGCCGAGGUGCGGAAGUGGAGGCAGAUCCUGGAGGCCUCUGUGGAGCUGCUGGACGAGAUGAAGGUCUCCCUGGAGAAGCUGCACCAGGGCAUCGCGAUGGCAGAGCCACCCCCAGAGCCAGGCCAGGCUGACACUGUCUCCUGAGGCUGCGCUGGCCACCGGCGCCAUGGGAGACUGACCUGGAUCUGAGACUGCGGCCGGGUCAGCGCCGCCCGGACGCUCCUCGUCGGCCAGCUCAGUGUUGCCCCAUCCUUGGCUGGUGGAUGCCUCCCAGGGUCUGCUUCUCCUGCUGGGUCAGCAGCACCCAGCCAUUGGCUGGCGUCGGCCCUGGCUUGGGCUGCUCCGCUCUCCUGCCACCCCCUGGCGGAGCAGGUCUCUGUGGGGACAGCUAGGUGGAGGCUGCACCGUGGGACACAUGGAGGACCCGCUGUGGGCCGGCUCUGCCCCCUGUGAUCCUCCCGCUGGCUGCAGCCCAGGACAACGGUGGCUGGACUGUGGCUGCCAGCUGGGUCCAGCGCCCCAUGUCUGCCGGCUGGGAGCCUGUCGAGACCUGGGGGAACCCAUCCAGUCUGGGCUGGGAAUUGACUUUCUAGGUGGUCUAGCUGCAUAGUGUUACUGUGAGGAGAGGCCAGGGCUGUUCCCCCACCCCCUUACCUUGGAGCCAGGACUCCUGGGUCCUCUCUGUGCUGGAGCAGGGGCACUUUUGGGGCAGGCUUCAUGUGCUGCGGGGGCACUGCCCAUGUCUCUGCCCCCUUCCCAAACACUCGAUUCCUGGAGGGCUCGGUGCCCACCAGGCAUUGGGUCGUUGUCUCCCAGUCUGGGCCUCUUGCCCUUUGCCACUGCUGGGGGCAGGGGGGAAGGGGCUGUGUGUGUGUGAGCACCCCCACCAGCCUGCACGCUGUCUGCUCCCUUCUAUCCUCAGUGUUAUGGGGCUCUGGCCCCACCCCACUAUUUAUUAGCUGAUUAAAGAGAGUGGCUGGGACAGUGCAUCCAGGACGA
This is a messenger RNA of Dermochelys coriacea (leatherback sea turtle), 3167 nucleotides long. It is a transcript of the gene GRAMD1A, whose product is annotated as GRAM domain containing 1A. Gene Ontology annotation, cellular component: endoplasmic reticulum-plasma membrane contact site; plasma membrane; endoplasmic reticulum membrane. Lineage: Eukaryota; Metazoa; Chordata; Testudines; Dermochelyidae. The coding region runs from base 237 to 2312 and encodes 691 amino acids. Gene Ontology annotation, biological process: intracellular sterol transport. The transcript is spliced from 20 exons. The record is from RefSeq and is a predicted model, not a curated record. Gene Ontology annotation, molecular function: sterol binding; sterol transfer activity.